CAAUCAGACGCAAGCGAAAGGAGAGGAGGCGGUUAAUUAAAUAUUGAGCAGAAAGUCGCGUGGGGAGCGCGUCACGUGGGUCCCGAGACUCGGCGAGCCUGGGAUAAAUACCGGGCGGCAGCCAGCAGGCAAAAGAGCGCGCUGCUGACCUCCUCCAUCCUUGCUGCGACCGAGAGAGUGCGCAGCGCCCCGCGAGUGCUCAGACCAGCAGAGGAACCUCCCGGGCAGGUCAGCUGCGAAAUCCAACAUGAAAAUCCUCGUGGCCUUGGCAGUGAUUUUUUUCAUCUCCACUCAACUGUCUGCAGAAGAAAUCGGAGCCAACGAUGAUCUCAAUUAUUGGUCCGACUGGUCCGACAGCGACCAGAUCAAGGAGGAAAUGCCCGAGCCCUUUGAGCAUCUUCUGCAGAGAAUCGCUCGGAGACCCAAGCCUCAGCAGUUCUUUGGAUUGAUGGGCAAACGGGAUGCUGAUUCCUCAAUUGAAAAGCAAGUGGCCCUGUUAAAGGCCCUUUAUGGACAUGGCCAGCUUUCUCACAAAAGGCAUAAAACAGAUUCCUUUGUUGGACUAAUGGGCAAAAGAGCUUUAAAUUCUGUGGCUUAUGAAAGGAGUGUGAUGCAGGAUUAUGAAAGAAGACGUAAAUAGACUACCUAACAUAUUUAUUGAGCUUCAUUUGUGUCAGUGGUCAAGGAAAGGUAAAAUGAGACAUGCACUAUGAGGAAUAAUUAUUUAUUUAAUAAUUGUUGUUUUGAGUUUAAAACUCAAGAAGUAUUUAUUUUUCAUAUUGUGGCAAUAUAUGUUGUAAAAAAAUGUGUUGUAAUUCUAAUCUGACAACUCAGUCAGAAGUAGAAAUCAGUGGUAAUUUCUCCCCAAAGCACAGUGUUCAAUGAAGUUGUAAAAACCUAUCAAAGAUAUAUUCUCCAAAGAAAGAAAUCAUUUCUGUUUCUUGGAAGCAGUCACAUCAGCUACUACUAAGGAAAAGAAAUUCACAUAUAGGCUGUGCUUCUCCAUUUGUUUUCAUGGUGAAAAUGUGCUGAGAGUUGGUAUCAAACUGUGUUUGUAUCCCUGCAGCAUGUUUCAUGUUUUGUGACUAUAUAGAGACAUUUAAAAAGUUUUACUGUGAUUCUAAGGUAUUUUAUUGUACAAUGUGUUGUAAUAGUUAACAUUUUAAAUAAAAGAAAAAGUAUCUUAAA
Molecule: messenger RNA, 1188 nt
Organism: Bubalus bubalis (water buffalo)
Lineage: Eukaryota; Metazoa; Chordata; Mammalia; Artiodactyla; Bovidae
Gene: TAC1
Product: tachykinin precursor 1
Exons: 7
Coding region: 248-640 (130 amino acids)
Biological process (GO): tachykinin receptor signaling pathway
Source: RefSeq, a predicted model, not a curated record